This is a messenger RNA of Acanthamoeba castellanii str. Neff, 6663 nucleotides long. Its product is annotated as polymerase (DNA directed), epsilon, putative. Lineage: Eukaryota; Discosea; Longamoebia; Acanthamoebidae. Gene Ontology annotation, biological process: DNA replication; leading strand elongation; nucleotide-excision repair, DNA gap filling. The record is from RefSeq and is a predicted model, not a curated record. The coding region runs from base 1 to 6663 and encodes 2220 amino acids. Gene Ontology annotation, molecular function: zinc ion binding; DNA-directed DNA polymerase activity; single-stranded DNA 3'-5' DNA exonuclease activity. The transcript has 45 exons. Gene Ontology annotation, cellular component: epsilon DNA polymerase complex; nucleus.
AUGGAGGAAAAAGAGACUGGAAUUACCAAGAUGGCAAUCGAUUACUACUUCCUUCAAGAUGAUGGCUCCACCUUCAAAGUGACAGUGCCGCACAGCCCCUACUUCUACCUCGACGUCAAGGAAAAGUUCAUUCCGGAGGUGGAGGCCUACCUCAAGCGCAAGUAUGAGGGUGUGCAGAACAUACAGUCAGUUGACAAAGAGGACUUGGAAAUGUCCAAUCACUUGAACGGACUCCGUAAGCGGUAUCUCAAGAUCAGCUUCCACACCAUCAAGGAUCUCCUAGGCAUGAGGAAGGAUCUCGUGAAAAUCAUCGACGCCAACAGAAAGAAGAAAGGACUCGGCUCGGCCUACGACGGGGAUCUCGGAAUGCGCAGCGUCUACGGAGAAGCCAAGACUAGCAAGCAUGGCUCGUUGAAAGAUCACAUCAUCGACAUCAGGGAAUCUGAUGUGCCCUAUUACAUUCGUUGUGCCAUUGAUCACGGCAUUCGUGUGGGUCUGUGGUAUGAUAUCAUCCCCGUGGAAGGAGGGUUCGAGCUUCGUAAAAAAGACGACGAGCACCGACCUGAACCAAGAGUCUGUGCCUUCGAUAUCGAGACUACCAAGCUGCCUCUCAAGUUCCCCGACCCGGAGUUCGAUCGAGUGAUGAUGAUUUCGUACAUGCUCGACGGACAGGGCUACCUUAUCGUCAACCGGGAGAUCAUCACUGAGGAUAUUGACGACUUUGAAUAUACGCCCAAGCCAGAGUACCCCGGGCCUUUCAUUGUCUGGAACGAAGCCGAUGAGGUUGGUCUCCUCAGGCGCUUCUUUGAUCACAUGAAAGAGGUCAAGCCCAACAUCUACGUCACGUUCAACGGCGACUAUUUCGAUUGGCCGUUCGUCGAGCGCCGAGCCGAGGUGCAUGGUAUAUCCAUGUUCAAUGAGAUUGGCAUGUGUGACCGAGCUAAGGAGGGAACGGCUGCGGAGUACCGAUCUCGCUUUGCCUCGCACAUGGACGCCUUCAAAUGGGUGAAACGAGAUUCGUACCUGCCGCAGGGCAGCCAAGGCCUGAAGGCCGUCACAAAAGCCAAGCUCGGCUACGACCCGUUGGAGUUGGAUCCUGAAGACAUGGGACCCGAGGAAACUGUAUCAGACGCCGUCUGUACCUACUACCUCUACAUGCAAUACGUGAACCCUUUCAUCUUCUCGCUCUGCAACAUCCUGCCCAUGAACCCCGACGACGUGUUGAGGAAGGGCUCGGGCACCCUUUGCGAGACGCUGUUGAUGGUGGAGGCCUUCGUCAAGAACAUCAUCUAUCCCAACAAGCAGGAAUCCGAUCCUUCAAAGACGUACAAGGGCCACCUGCUGGAGUCAGAGACCUACAUCGGAGGCCAUGUCGAGUGUCUCGAAAGCGGCGUGUUCAGAAGGGACCUGCCCGUCAAGAUGCGCAUCCACAAGCCGCACGUGCGCCAGCUCAUCGAAGACCUGGACGCUGCAUUGGAGAUGGAACUCGAAGUCAACGGCCUGAAGAAGGAGGACGUAAGCAACUUCGAUGCAGUGCGAGACGACAUCACUGCGCAGUUGUCCUCUCUCCUCAGCCUAGAGGAGGACAGCGAGCGGACUAAGGAAAAGGAAGAUCUCAUGAAGAAGAAGGACACCAUUGUUGACGACGCCGACGACGAAUGGCUCUACGUCAAGACUCUGCCCGUCAUCAUGCAUCUCGACGUUGCCGCCAUGUACCCCAACAUCAUCUUGACGAACCGUCUCCAGCCGUCAGCCAUCCUGAGCCCCUCCUUCUGCAGCCAGAGGAAGAUGAAUUGGACGUGGAAGGGCGAGUACAUCCCUGCCACCCGCACCGAGUAUGAGCUCGUCAAGUCGAAGCUGGAGACCGAGUGGAUCCAGAAGGGCAUCCGCUUGCCCGAGGCCAAGCAGAGAAAGGAGAUCCAGAAGCGGCUUAAGCAGUACUCGCAGACCGUCUACAAGAAGCAGAAGGUCAAGGAGGAAGAGGAGCGGGAGGCCAUCGUUUGCAUGCGGGAGAAUCCCUUCUACGUCGACACAGUGAGGGCGUUCCGUGACAGGCGAUACACCUACAAGAAUGCCCUCAAGGUGUGGCAGGGCAAGCUCAAGUCGGCUGAGAAUGCCCGGUCCGAAGGAGAUGUCUACAACGCCAAGGGAAGGGUCAUCCUCUACGACUCUCUGCAGUUGGCGCACAAGUGUAUCCUCAACUCCUUCUACGGCUACGUGAUGAGGCGCGGCGCCAGAUGGUACUCAAUGGAAAUGGCCGGCGUAGUAACCCACACCGGAGCGCAGAUCAUCAGGCAAGCGCGCCAGUCCGUCGAAAAGCUCGGCCGUCCGCUUGAGCUGGACACGGACGGUAUCUGGUGUGCUCUGCCGGAUCAGUUCCCCAUGACCUUCGACUUCAAGAUCAAGGCGUCGGGCAAGAGCCACAUCUUCAUGUACCCGUGCACGAUGCUCAACAAGCUAGUGGCGGACCACUUCACCAACGACCAGUACCACACCACCGAUCCUGACAACCCCGAACACAUCGAAAUCAAGAAAGAGUGCUCUGUUCUCUUCGAGGGCGACGGUCCCUACAAGGCCAUGAUCCUGCCCGCCUCCAAGGAAGAGGGCAAGCUGAUCAAGAAGAGGUAUGCCGUGUUCGACAAACAUGACAGACUCGUAGAACUCAAAGGUUUUGAGGUGAAGCGCCGAGGUGAGCUCAGGAUGAUCAAGGUAUUCCAGGCCGAGGUAUUCGAGAAGUUCCUCGAGGGCAAGACGCUGGAGGAGUGCUACGCAGCUGUGGGCAAGGUCGCAAACGACUACAUGGACCUACUCUACAACAAAGGCUCCAAGCUGCCCGACGAAGAGCUGCUCGAUCUCAUCUCCGAAAGCCGCAACAUGUCGAAGACACUGGCGGAGUACGGAACUCAGAAGUCCACCUCUAUCACUACCGCUAAGCGUCUGGGCGAGUUCCUGGGUCUCGAGAUGGUCCAGGAGAAGGGUAUCACGUGCAAAUACAUCGUUGCUAAGAAACCCGCUGGCGCGCAAGUGACUGACCGCGCCGUGCCGGUCAAAAUCUUCUCAAGCGAAGUGGCGCCGGAGAGGCGUCAGUACUUCCUCAAGAAGUGGUGUCAGGACGAGCGCAUGACCAACUUCGCCAUCCGCGACAUCAUCGAUUGGGACUACUACAUUGAGCGUCUCGGAGGUACGGUCCAGAAGAUCAUCACCAUUCCGGCAGCCCUGCAGAACGUGGAGAAUCCGGUCCCUCGCGUGGUUCACCCGCCGUGGCUCCUCCAGCGACUCAAGGAGCACAAGCAAACGAGGAUCAACAGCCACUUCUUCUUCGUCAAGAAGAUCGGAGGUGACAAGGGGAAAGACAAGGUGGUUGGCGACAUCGAGGAUGGGCUGAUGCAUCUGGACAAAGGAGCUGCGGACGGAGACAUGGUCAAGUUCCCUCCAAAGGCCAUCGUGCGGCUUCACAAGAGGGGAAGGAAUGACGAUGUAGAGCAGGACGAUGGCACCGCGGGUAUGAUGGACAGUCCGCAGAGGCAACCGGAGCGAAAGAAGACCAAGGGGAAAUCCAAGGCUGACGAAGAGGAGGAACUGCUGGCGGAGGAGACCACACCCGAACCCGAUCAGGAGGAAGACUACGUCGAGUGGCUGCGGUGGAAGAAGCGGCAGUGGAAGCGCAUGCGCGCAUUGAGGAAGCUGAGGCGGAAGGAGGGCGCUCAGCCGGGCGUUGGUGUCAACUCAGUGGUCUCCUACGCGAGACGUCAGCGCGCUGCGCUAUUGGAGGGUGUCUGGGAGAUCAUCGAGAUCCGACCCCUCGCCCACUCUGUGAACCAUUUCCGUACUUGGGUCCUUGUCGGUGAUGCGCUGCAUUCGCUCACACUCGAGGUCCCUCGGGUGUACUACAUCAACUACCGCAAAGCGCCGAGCCCGCACGAGCUGCCACCCAACGCAACGAAGGUAGACAAAGUUGUUCUUCCCAGGAACACGGAAGUGCAGCACCUGUACCAGGUUCAGGCAACCGAGCUGGAGUAUCAGGGCAUGCUACUUGAUCUAGAGACCAGGCAAAACGUCGAGGGCAUAUACGAGACACAAACUCCACUACUCUUCCGGGCGCUGGUGCAUGCCGGAGCUGUUUGUCGACUCACGCCCGCGGCGAAGAAGGAGCGACGCAGACAGGACAGCGACAUCUUCUCGCUGCUCGAGGCACCGGAGGGCGGCUUCAAGGUUGCGCCGGCGCCGGCGAGCACGCAAGCCGCGCAGCCGUAUCUGAACAACCAGGCCGACCGCUACCAUAACAUCUACCUCUACUGCAGCUUUUCGACCGACGGCAAGCGCGGCAUGAUCGGCAUCUUCCCGUCCUGGGCACCUCCCGGCUCGGAGGACGCGCGCAAGCAGGCUCACGUCCUCGUGAUUCACCCCUACAGCCGCAACCUGACUGCCACGAAGGGGGUGGAAAAGCGCUUCUCCGACAAACUGCCCGAGAGGGAGCACGACGUACAGCGCUUUACGAGCGUUACGGAGGCCCUCCGGUCCGUCAACAAGCGAUUGAAGGAAUACAAGGACCAAUCCCACAAGCCCACCGUGCUGAUCACGCAAACGGCUGUGGAGGAGGACCGUCUGGAAUCGUACUUCCCGGCCAUGCGCGAGUUCCCUCGCACGGCCAUCCCCGGCAACGAGCGGGACAACAACUACCCUCCUCUGGCCUGGGAAGACUACGCCGCUGACGUCCUCACCUCUCGAUUCGGUGACUCGGCUCAGUGGUGGGAGUCGCAGGUUGGAAUGUGCAACUAUGCUAACGUACCCAUCGGCAACAUGACCUCGGACUGCAUGGUCCUCAUCUCCGAUAUCCUGUUCGCACGCAUGCUCAAGAGAGACAACCAAGUGUUGUGGGCGGCGGAGCGAGAGCGGCCUGACUUUGCCGGCAAGGAGGGCGAUGACAACUUCUUCGACUCCAUGGCCACCACAGACGAAAUGCUCUAUCCUGAGGUGGUGACGCCCGACUGCUACAGCUGCAUCUGCGCCGAAUUGAACAUCCAUUUGCUGGCGAUGAACACUGUGCUGGAAUCCAACCGUAUCCACGAGAUUGAGGGCACCGCCGCCGACAACGUCGUCACAUUCAGCUUCACGGGGAGCGACCCUUCUCUCGGCUUGUGCUGCAUCUAUUCGGAUUGGCUGGGAUUCCAACUCUUGGCCCUACAUCAGGUGCUGCGGGUGGACGAAGCGUCGGGCUGUGGCAAGGCCUUCAGCAUGCUCAAGGCAAUGCUCGGCCGAUGGGAUAGCGACUGCAACCAGGGCAACAAUUACGCCGACGUGUUGGUCACGCACUUCUACCGCUGGCUUUCGAACACGCGCUCGCUGCUCUACGAUCCUGCGAUCCACCGAUACGUGCAGUUGCUGAUGCGCAAGGUCUUCCUCCACCUCAUCGCCCAGUUUAAGCACCUGGGCGGUAAGAUCGUCUAUGCCACCUUCAACAAGCUCAUCAUCAGCACGAACAAGCCUGAACUCGAAAGCGCCGAGCAGUACAUGAACUACAUCCUCGGCGAAACACGUAAAAACCCGAUGUUCAAGUCGCUGGUGCUGGAGCCACGUCAAUACUGGGCCACGCUGCUGUUCAAGGACAGAGCCAACCACGGAGGAAUUCCCGCCAUCGACAAGGAGAAUGUGGCGGUGGUGAUGGGCGAGGAGAACGGCCCCCAGUCACAGAGCGAACCCCAGUCCCAGUCCCAGAGCAAGGGGGAUGGAGAGUCGAUCAUCUCGCACUGGAACAUGGCCGAAUUCCUGCCGACGAAGCUGCAAGACCACUUCAUCAUCGCCAUUUCUUCGUUCAUCCUGAGCGUGCACAAGAACAGGCUGCUGCACUACAAGUUGCAAAAGGACAGAAAGACUCUGGGCGAUGCGUCCGAGACGAGCACGGGGAAGCGAGCGAACGUUCUCGAUCAGCGCGUGUACUCGGAAGAGGAUGAAGAGGCCUCCGAGGUGAAGGAGCUCAAGGAGAUCAUUCCCCUUCGAUUCAUGCAGAAGCUGUUCACCCUCGUGCAGGACAUCCAGAAGAUCACCAUCGAGAUUUCCGAGGACCAGAAGAGGCGACGAGGAAGGUAUCAAUCGUUUGCUAUUUCCAAGGCCAUCGACAAGAACCCGACGCUGGAGUUCGUCAAGUUCGUCUCGCACGCCAUGUCCAUCGACAAGACCCUGCGACCACAGACCGACAAGCUGCGCAAGAGCUUGUUGAAGCUCAUCAACGUGAUGCCGUUCUCGCAAGAGGCGCAGUACCAGGAGCCGUGCCAAUCGUUCCGCCUGCCCGUGAUCUGCACCUUCUGUUCGGCCACGCGCGAUGUCGACCUGCUGCGCGAUGUCGACCUGCUGCAAGGCGAUGAAGGCUGGAGGUGCAUGUACUGCAAACACGGCAUCGACAAGCAGGAGGUGGAGAUGCGGCUGGUUUCGAUCUUCCAGAAGCACUGCUUGGCGUACCAGUUCCAGGACGUGACGUGCAAGAAGUGCUCCACCGUGAAAGCCGACUUCAUGGGCGUGCGAUGCAAGAAGUGCUCCACGUCCGAGUUCGUGCCGCGGAUCCCGCCGGCUCAGUUCAGGAAGAGGAUGCGAGAGUUCCUUGACGUGGCCGAGGUGCACCAGUUUGAUUACCUGCGAAGCGCUGCAGAGGACGUCCUCUACGAAUGA